AAUAUUAUGUCAAAAAAAUUGUCAUAAUUUUUCUAGAGCCCGACCAUCCAAAUCUCCUUGUCACCGACUCACAACUAAUUUCAAUGGAUUUCGUCAAAGAUCUCGACAAUCGCCUUUUGUUUGCUAUACCAAAGAAAGGACGUCUCUAUGAGCAAUGUCUUACCUUGCUCCACGGAUCUGAUUUGCAGUUCCACCGCAAGAAUCGAUUGGAUAUUGCUCUUGUUACCAACCUUCCCGUCGCUCUCAUUUUCCUGCCCGCUGCCGAUAUUCCAAAAUAUGUGGCUGAAGGUAACAUCGAUAUGGGUAUCACCGGUCAAGAUAUGGUCGCUGAAAACGAAUCCAUUGAUGAGGUUGAGGAAAUUCUUGAACUUGGAUUCGGAAAAUGCAGCUUGUGCGUUCAAGUUCCCCUUGCUGGUGCAAACCAGACUGUCGAAUCUUUGGUCGGUCGUCGAGUAGUUACCAGUUUCGAAGUUUUGGCAAAGAGCGUCUUUGAACCUCUGGACAAGGCUGCUGGAAAGACCACCAAAAUCAGUUACGUAGCCGGUUCAGUUGAAGCAGCCUGCGCACUGGGUCUCGCUGAUGGUAUUAUUGAUUUGGUUGAAUCUGGCGAUACCAUGCGUGCUGCUGGUCUGCACGAUAUCCACACCAUCAUGGAAUCUCAAGCUGUUUUGAUCACCAACAAGAAGACCACCCAUAGAGAAUUGUGCGAUAAGAUUGCUUCACGUAUUCGUGGUGUCAUCACUGCUGGCCGAUAUAUGGCUUAGAUUAAAUACACCAUUUUUUUCUUUUUUAUUCUUUUUUGAAUUCACCCACCAAAAUCUACCUGUAACAAUCGAUUAAAAAGUUAUCGAAAAGCAUAAAACUUUGGGGGUAUUUAGUGUUU
Molecule: messenger RNA, 883 nt
Organism: Umbelopsis ramanniana AG
Lineage: Eukaryota; Fungi; Mucoromycota; Umbelopsidomycetes; Umbelopsidales; Umbelopsidaceae
Exons: 4
Coding region: 84-764 (226 amino acids)
Biological process (GO): L-histidine biosynthetic process
Cellular component (GO): cytoplasm
Molecular function (GO): ATP phosphoribosyltransferase activity
Source: RefSeq, a predicted model, not a curated record